Messenger RNA from Candida dubliniensis CD36, 600 nucleotides. RefSeq names its product putative retrotransposon Tca5-like polyprotein, pseudogene. NCBI's taxonomy places the organism in Eukaryota, Fungi, Ascomycota, Pichiomycetes, Serinales, Debaryomycetaceae. The record is from RefSeq and is a predicted model, not a curated record. The coding region runs from base 1 to 600 and encodes 199 amino acids. The transcript has a single exon.
AUGGAUGUAUCAACAGCAUUUCUUAAUGCACCGCUUAAAGAGCAACUAUUUGUCAAAGCUGCUCCUGGAUAUGAGUUACCUGAAGGAAAGGUGUAUUCUUUGAAGAAAUCCCUUUAUGGCCUAAAGCAGGCACCAAUGGAGUGGAAUAAUUUGAUAAAUGAUGUUUUAAUUAAAAAUGGAUUUGAGAGAGUUACUGCAGAAUUAGGAAUAUACAUAAAAGAAAAUGUCUACUUGGGAUUAUAUGUAGACGAUAUAUUGAUAGCUUCUGAUUCAAUUGUUGAAAUGAAUAAUGUGAAAGAAAUGUUACAUAAGAAUUUUAAAAUGCGUGAUCUUCAUUCUCCAGAAAGAUUUUUAGGAUUAAAUAUUCAGCAAAAAGAUGAUUCAAUUACUAUUACACUUCAUGACUAUAUCCAAAAGAUGUUAAAAGAUUGUGACAUGUUAGAUGCAAAUUCAGUUAAUUCACCAGCAGAUAAGAAGGAUGAUUUGGAAAAGAUAGAUCUGUCACCAGUAUAUGCAAAGUUAACACACCUGAAGAACGUCAUAUGGAAGCAGCAAAAAGAGUACUUAGAUAUCUUAAGGGGACAAGCAAAUUUGGAAUAA